AGUCCCUUCCCGCUUUCUCCUCCCCACUGUCCCUCGUUCGUCCUUGCUCUCUUUCUAUCUAUGACUUUGGGGAGAAUCCAUCUCUACUCGGCUCUCAAACCCUCCCUAAAUCGAAACCCUGGCAUUAAACCCACCAUCAAUCUCUCCAUCCUUGAAUCCCACCUUCAAAAAUGCCGGAAUCCCAGAGAAUUCCUCCAAAUCCAUGCCCAAAUGACCAUCACCGGCUUCAUCAAGGACACCUUCGCCGCCAGCCGUUUCCUUCGUUUCUCCACCAACUCCCCCUUCUUCGAUCUCGACUACUCUCGCAGGCUUCUCCACCAGAUUGAGAACCCCAAUGGGUUCAUCUGGAACGCCCUUAUGAGAGCCUACGUGCAGAGGAAUUCGCCCCAAGACUGCCUCCAAUUGUACAAGUUGAUGCUGAGGAGCGAUUCAAUACCUGAUAAUUAUACUCACCCGAUUCUAAUCCAAGCUUCGGCUAUCCGAUUAUCGGAAUUUGAGGGAAAGCAGAUCCAUUGCCAUGUUUCAAAAUUUGGUUUUGAUUCAGAUAUCUACGUGUUAAACACAUUGAUCAACAUGUACUCGGUCUGUGGGAAUUUGUGUGAUUCUCGACUCGUGUUUGAUAAAAGUCUCAUCUUGGAUUCUGUUUCUUGGAACUCGAUUCUUGCAGCAUAUGUCCAGGCUGGUGAUGUUGAGGAAGCGGUUCAAAUAUUUAAUCAGAUGCCAGAGCAGAACACAAUUGCUGCGAAUUCUAUGAUUGCUUUGUAUGGUAAAUGUAAUAGGGUGGAUGAUGCUCGUAAGUUGUUCGAUGGAAUGGAUGCAAGAGACGUUGUCACAUGGACUGCUAUGAUUUCUAGUUAUGAGCAGAAUGGGAUGUUUACUCAGGCAUUGAAGAUGUUUGCUGAAAUGAAUAGCUAUGAAAUUUUGGUGGAUGAGGUUGUGAUAGUGACUGUUCUAUCAGCUUGUUCACAGUCAGAGGCAGUUAAAGAAGGAGAAGUGAUUCAUGGGCUGAUUGUUAAAAUUGGGCUUGACUCUUAUGUUAAUGUUCAGAAUGCUUUGAUUCACAUGUAUUCAAGCUGUGAAAAUAUUAAUGCAGCGCGACGAUUGUUUGAGUUGGGUGAUUACUUGGACCAAAUAUCUUGGAAUUCUAUGAUAUCUGGCUAUUUGAAGUGUGGGCUUGUGGAGGAGGCUAGGGGAUUCUUUGAUGCAAUGCCUCAGAAGGAUGUGGUCUCCUGGAGCACUAUGAUUUCAGGUUAUGCUCAACAUGAUCAAUUCUCGGAGACACUGGAACUUUUCAAUGAGAUGCAAGUUAGAGCAAUUAGGCCAGAUGAGACUACUUUGGUGAGCAUCAUUUCAGCUUGUGCUCGUUUAUCUGCUCUUGAGCAAGGAAAAUGGGUUCAUGCAUAUAUAAAGAAGAAUGGAUUUAGGAUUAAUGUGUUUAUUGGGACAACUCUUAUAGACAUGUAUAUGAAAUGUGGAUGUCUGGAAACUGCAUUGGAGGUUUUCAAUGAGAUGGAGAAAAGGGGCACUUCUACUUGGAAUGCAGUUAUAUUGGGGCUUGCUAUGAAUGGGCUUGUUAAAGAAUCUCUGGAGAAAUUCUCAGAAAUGGAAAGGUGUGGAGUGGUGCCAAAUGAAAUUACUUUUGUUGGACUUUUGGGAGCUUGCCGGCAUGCAGGCUUAGUACAUGAGGGGCGGAGGUAUUUUAAAUCAAUGCAACAAAUUUACAAAAUAAUACCCAAUAUUAAGCACUAUGGAUGCAUGGUUGAUCUCCUUGGCCGUGCAGGCUUGCUUACUGAGGCUGAGGAGCUGAUCGAGACCAUGCCUAUGUCUCCUGAUGUAGCCACUUGGGGUGCUUUGCUUGGUGCUUGCAAGAAGCAUGGUGACACUGAGAUAGGAGAGAGAGUUGGAAAAAAGCUUAUUGAACUCGAACCUCAGCAUGAUGGUUUCCAUGUUCUCUUAUCUAAUAUAUAUGCUUCCAGAGGGAGGUGGGACAAUGUCAUGGAGCUCAGGGGCAUGAUGAAGCAACGAAGGGUCAUAAAAACACCAGGCUGCAGCAUGAUAGAAUCCAAUGGUGUUGUUCAUGAAUUCUUAGCAGGCGAUAGAUCUCACCCACAAAUAAAGGAGAUUGAUGAGAUGCUUGAUGAGAUGGCUAGGAGAUUGAAGAAGGAAGGAUAUCAACCAGACACUACAGACGUGGCCUUUGACAUUGAAGAAGAAGAGAAGGAAACUACUCUUUAUAGGCAUAGCGAGAAGCUUGCCAUUGCCUUUGGGCUUAUCAGCACAUGUCCAUCAAUCCCAAUUAGGAUAAUGAAAAAUUUAAGGAUCUGCAAUGAUUGUCAUGCUGCAGCUAAGAUCGUAUCCAGAACUUUUCGACGUGAGAUUGUGGUGAGGGAUCGCCAACGCUUUCACCACUUCAAACAAGGUGUAUGCUCAUGCUCAGAUUAUUGGUAGUAUGUAAUUAUUUGAGAUGCAUAUUUGAGGAGGCAACAAAUUGGUCUUCAAGACAAGCAUGCUAAUCAUGCAAGAGAGAAAAUCAAUGAUAUAUUCAGUCCAUUCAUGGUAAAAAUGAAAGAAAGUCUUCCAUUUUUUUUGGUAGGACAGGAUUAAGUUAUCCAGAAUGGCAAUGUGCGCAGUAAAUUGACUGCUGGAGCAGGGGUUACUGUUCUUUGAGCAACUGCUGUCAGAGUUGCAUAACUGCUUGAAAGUUCACAGUGCUCCUGAGUUUCACCUUUUCAGUGCCACCAAAUCUCACCGUGUAUUCUGAGACUCAAAAAGUGGGAUGCCUUCCCAAAUUUGAGAUGCUCAAGGAGAAAUGAUGUGGUGCAUUUUCUUCGGAUGCUCAUGGCCUAUUGAUGCUCACAAAGAGCAUCGGAGAGAUGCUUUACAGCACAACAUUGUCUGGCUUUCAACAACUCCAGUUAGAAAAAUUUGAUCCAAUGAGAAGAAAUUUUUUCUCUAAAUAAUGCAGGGAAUUUUGCUAAAUAUUUGCAGCAGAAUGUACCGAAAGGAGUGUCCUACAGUGUAGCAAGCAGUUAUUGAAGUGUAUAACAUGGUGUAAAGAAGAACUAAGGCUUGUCAAAAUUGGUUGGACAACUCAUGGAAGGGAAAAGAGAGAAUUCCAAUUUGUUUUGUGGUCAUUCUGGGGCGGCUAUUUUCUAUGUUGACAUUCAGAGGUUGCUAAACUACUGUAACAACUAGCCCGGUAAUAAUUGAAGUUGAAUCGUUGGCUCUCUGAAGAUGCACUAACUUCUGCUAAAUUUCUCUCAAAACCUAGUUGUUGAACAUGAUAUUGUUUCAUGGAUAAGUAACCGGGAAUGUGUGAAUGAUAUGAUGAUAAAUGGGCACGUGACCAUUUUCUGUGCUAGCGAACAAAAGAAAGAUGUGAAGCCUUGUUUGCUCUGCUUCCAGGGAGAACUAGAAAAGAGGAUAACCUGGGAAGCCUUGAUGAGCUGACAAAUUUUGGCUGUCCCUUUACCCUUGAUUUGUUCAUAAUGGAAAAGUUAACCUGUUUGCAUGUACAAAGUACAAACCUUAUUAUGUAACAGGUGCUAAAGCAAAUUCUCUUCAUUCGAUUAGAUAAGAAAUUAUAUGUCCCUCUUUCCUAUUCAA
This is a messenger RNA of Elaeis guineensis (African oil palm), 3606 nucleotides long. Its product is annotated as pentatricopeptide repeat-containing protein At3g62890-like. NCBI's taxonomy places the organism in Eukaryota, Viridiplantae, Streptophyta, Magnoliopsida, Arecales, Arecaceae. Gene Ontology annotation, biological process: RNA modification. The record is from RefSeq and is a predicted model, not a curated record. Gene Ontology annotation, molecular function: RNA binding; zinc ion binding; protein binding.